GUUCUGACAGGAAGGCGACAAGUUUUGUGAUACCAGCCACCCGAACCAGACGUGCUCGUCUUUGUACUGUCUACUGAUAUUUUGUGAACCAACUCACCAGUCUACUUAGACCAUUUUCUUUCAGAGGCCGAGACAUACUAUGUAAUUCAAGUUUGGACAAUUCAGUUAUUGUUGGCUGAAGACGAGAGCCAUGGGAUUGAUUGGUGGUGACUCUGAAACUGAAAAAGAGACUUGGUGUGUUGAUGGGAGUGAUGAUGAAAAGUACGACCCUACAAAGUCAGGAAAAGGUGUGUGGGAACCUACUCCAAAGGAUAUCCUACAAUUGUUUGAGAAAAUUGAAAAGGAAAAAGUUUUGGAAUUGAAUUGGAAAUGUCCUGGUCGACGACCACCAAAGGGAACAGAAGAAGAAGAUAUGGAUGCCACCCAGGAUCCAAGCAUUGAGGCGGAGCCAGAGGAGGCAGAAGAGGAACCAAAGCCACAACAACCAACAGAAUUUGAUUUUGAAGAAGAUGAAUUUGACACUGCCACAAAGGUGACACCAAGGAGAACUCCAGGUGUCAAAACUCCAAAGUCUCAGAAAAAGGUUGCCCGAAUGGACAAAGUGUUACAAGACAUGAUGAUGCAGCGCAUACAAAAUGCUGCAGAGAAACAGGCGAGACGUCAAGGACGAAGCCCCGGCAGCACCCCCUCUGGUCGGGUCAGAAUGGGAAUGUCUCCAGGGUCAGGAGGUCACAGAUCCCCAGGGUCCUCUCCAGCCUCAUCACCAGCCCCUGUCAGACCUGGUUCCUCACCAGGUCUGAGGCCAACACGACCAGCCAUGAACAUGCCCACACGCCCCCCAAUGGAUGCAGGUUCAACUACACCAGUUCGUUCAAUGCCCUCUUCAGAUAUUUCCCAGGCUGCACAGUCAUGGUCAACAUCCAACACAAAUGUCAAUGCAACUCCACCAGCCAUGGCAAGACCCAACAAGGAUUCGGGAAAUCCCCCUGUUGGAAUUCCCCAUGGAGCAAAUCUUCAGACUUCCUAUGGCUCAGCAAUGUCCUCUGUGAUGGCCCCUCUACCUUCAGAAAAUGUGCCUGCUAGUCACGCUUUGACAGCCACUCCUACUGGCCAGAGGGCUGUGACGGACACUGUGAUGAGUGGAGCCAGAGAUCCCCCGCCACUCCCCCCUCCCCCUCCCCCUGAUGGAGGUGGUAUGUGAAAAGUGUUCUCAUGUUUUACUUUUACCAAUGAGGAAGAAACAAGUGUGUGCAAUCUUUCUGUUUAACAACAAAAGUAAGAUUGUUUAAUUUGAUAUCUGUGGAAAUGUAGUGUUCAUCUUAACGUGGUGUUAAUCUUUACAUUGAAUCUCCUCUAGGAUGUUUUAUAUGGGAGACAUAAGUGUGUCAUAAUUUUAUUGAUCAAUCAUACUGCAAAACACCACAUUCCAAAUAGAGGACAUUGUUUGUAACGGGAUCUUAUUUUAUAAUCUCAUUUAAAAAUCUUCUACAUUUGUCUUAACCAUAAUCAUCCAGUGUCGAGUCAUAGUUAACACUAAAUUACAGUUAGUCAUUUGUAAACCCAAGACUUGCAUUAAAGUGUUUAAGUUUGUUGUUUUGAUAAAGCUGUAUAACCAUACAGUAUAUGUUAUGUCUGUUCUACUGAGGUAGUGUGGUCUUCAAUAAAAACAAAUCAUGUUAUCUUAGUGUGAGGUUAGGUAAUCCAGGUUUGUUGCUGAAGAUGAAGACAGUUUGGAGUUGUGUAGUCAUUGUAUUGUAAAAACCUUUUAAACUGAACAUCUGUAGACAUUAAAAUGAUGUUUGAUAUAUA
Pecten maximus is the source of this 1809-nucleotide messenger RNA. Its product is annotated as PAXIP1-associated glutamate-rich protein 1-like. The transcript has 4 exons. Bases 191 to 1201 code for a protein of 336 amino acids. The record is from RefSeq and is a predicted model, not a curated record. NCBI's taxonomy places the organism in Eukaryota, Metazoa, Mollusca, Bivalvia, Pectinida, Pectinidae.